UAGGCUGGGUGUCUCAGACGGGGUCUAGAGCUACGGUGACCGAAUCUGAGGGCUUAAAUCUUCGGAUCCCCAAGUUGGUUUGAUUCGUUGCUAAACUUCGUGGUCCUGCUCCUUGAGCAUGUACUCGUUUUUGCUGGUGCAGCAUAAACCCUAGCAUUCCUGUGGACUCCUUGUUACGUGUUGUAAGGCCAGUUUGAACACUGAGAGCAUGAUGGAGGUCGCAGUAGCCAUGGCUAUCCCUACCUUAACCCUCUCCGCUGCUGCUUCUUCAUCUUGUGCAUCUUCUUCGACGUGCAGGUCUUUGAAUUUAUCACAGGGCCCUAGAUGGCGGCGUUUAGAGUCUUCCUCCUCCUCCCACUUCAUGCCUGCUGGUAGCUCUUUGCUCCAGGAGUUUAAAUUCGUUGAAAAUUCUCGAAGGGACAGGACGAGAGUGUGGUCGCUGCAGGUACGAUGCGACGCGGGUGUAUCUGUUGUAAAAGAGCUAGUAGGAGAGGACGAGGGGCGGCGGAUAGUGCAAGAUUUCACCACCGUCAUGAAGUUUGGCGGAUCCUCUGUUGCCUCUGCCCACAGAAUGAAAGAAGUGGCACAACUUAUUUUGAGUUUUCCGGAAGAGAAACCUAUCAUUGUUCUGUCUGCCAUGGGAAAGACAACCAACAAUUUGCUGAAGGCUGGAGACAAGGCAAUUUCAUGUGGUGUGAAGAAUUCCGGUAGAAUUGAAGAGCUGCAAGUUGUCAGGGAUCUACAUAAAACGACAGCACGCGAACUUAAGCUUGACGAAUCCUUAAUCACAGGGCUUUUGGACGAGUUGGAACAACUGCUGAUGGGCAUUGCCCUGAUGAAGGAGCUGACGUCACGGACUAAGGAUUACUUGGUUUCCUUUGGGGAGCGCCUUUCAACCCGGCUAUUUGCAGCUUACUUGAAUAGUAUCGGCACCUACGCACGGCAGUACGACUCUUUCGACCUUGGGAUCAUAACAACCGAUGAGUUCACAAAUGCUGAAAUUUUGGAUGUCACUUACCCAACCGUGCGAGAGCGUCUUUUUAACGACCUUGAAAAAGACGCAGCUAAGGGUACACCCAUAUGUAUUGUUACAGGCUUCCUUGGUAAGGGCAUAGAAACUGGGUGCGUGACAACCCUUGGACGCGGAGGGAGUGAUUUGACUGCCACAGCCCUCGGCAAGGCACUAGGUCUCCGAGAAAUUCAGGUGUGGAAAGAUGUCGAUGGCGUCCUGACAUGUGAUCCCCGUGUGUUCCCGAGUGCCUUAUCAGUUCCAUUCUUGACUUUCAAUGAGGCCUCUGAAUUGGCCUAUUUUGGAGCUCAGGUGUUACAUCCUCAGUCUAUGAGGCCAGCCCGCGAUGCUAACAUACCUGUUCGUGUCAAGAAUUCGUAUAAUCCAAAAGCGCCUGGUACACUCAUAACAAGAGAACGUGAUAUGAGCCAGGUAGAGAUGACAAGUAUAGUGCUCAAAAAGGAUGUGACAAUGUUGGAUAUCCAAAGCACACGUAUGCUUGGGCAAGUUGGGUUUCUAGCAAAGGUAUUCACUACAUUUGAAGAAUUAGGGAUCUCUGUAGAUGUAGUGGCCACAAGUGAGGUCAGUAUAUCAUUGACAUUGGACCCAGCGAAGCUCUGGGAACGGGCCCUAAUUGAGCAGGAAUUAGAUAAAAUGAAAUCAGAAUUGUCAAGGAUCGCCAACGUUCAGCUUUUGAAGAAAAAGGCUAUUAUCUCUCUUAUUAGUAACGUGAAGCAGUCAUCAGCGGUUCUUGAAAAGGUUUUUAGUGUUUUCAAAUCGAACAAUAUCAAUGUACAAAUGAUCUCACAAGGUGCCUCGAAGGUGAAUAUAUCCAUGGUGGUGGAUGAUGAUGAUGGUCCAAAGUGUGUGCAAGAGUUGCACCAAGCUUUUUGGCCUGAUUCAGAUGAGGUAUUGGCAGUAAAUGGUCAUUUGUAGGAACAUGAAUUUUUAUUGCUGUGCAGCCUUUGUAAGGUGAUGAAAACCUAUAAUUGGUAGCCAAAAGCUUUGGCCAAAGUGGCUGUAUAAUUUAUGGUUUUAAAAUUUCUGGUCAAUUUUGGGUUUUUUUUACAUGUAGAGAUGGGUAUGCUUUCCUUCUUAAACUGGGAUGAUUGUUGCAACCUCUGAUUGCAAUACAGAAGUCCGGUUGAACAACUUGA
Molecule: messenger RNA, 2166 nt
Organism: Physcomitrium patens
Lineage: Eukaryota; Viridiplantae; Streptophyta; Bryopsida; Funariales; Funariaceae
Product: aspartokinase 2, chloroplastic
Biological process (GO): L-homoserine biosynthetic process
Cellular component (GO): chloroplast stroma; cytosol
Molecular function (GO): aspartate kinase activity
Source: RefSeq, a predicted model, not a curated record